Molecule: messenger RNA, 2273 nt
Organism: Spirometra erinaceieuropaei
Lineage: Eukaryota; Metazoa; Platyhelminthes; Cestoda; Diphyllobothriidea; Diphyllobothriidae
Source: the annotation of a GenBank genome assembly
AUGUCUCACGCCGAUCAACAACUUGAUGCCCCCGCCCAGUCCCUUCAUGCAAUCAAUUUUACCUUGCCUGAAUUCUGGCAACACGCUCCAGAACUUUACUUCAUCCGCAUAGAAUCAGCCUUUUAUUCUGCCAACGUUACCAAGGAGUUAGCAAAAUACCACAAACUUGUGGAGGUUCUCCCUGCCAAUAUUAUCUCACAAGUUCAACCCUUGUUAGUGAAACCCCCUGCAGACGCUCCCUAUUCUGCUCUGAAGGCGGAAAUCCUUCGUCUCAAUGCUGUAUCUGACCGACAACGCUACCACCAGUUGAACAAGGAGGAAUCACUGGGCGACCGAAAGCCCUCAGAACUUCUCCGACGAAUGCGUACUCUCUUAGAAGACAUGCAGGUCGACGAGAAACUCGUUAAAGAGAUGUUUCUAGAGAGGCUGCCUGCAGAUGUCCAAACGAUUUUGGCAUCCGGCUCGCAAGACCUUACACUUUCACAUCUUGCUGAAAUGGCAGACCGAAUGAUAGAGGUUCAACGGUUCCAGCCACCUUCCGUUGCUCAGAUUUCCACAUCCUCUUCAACGGUUAACGAGCAGUUACUGCAACAGAUGUCGACUAUGGCAAAUGAGAUAGCCUCCCUAAAACUACAGCUUGCUCGCAUUACAUGUAGUCGCUCACCCAGCCGUCAUCGUUCACGUUCGCGACCUCGCACAGUCAAUUUGUGUUGGUAUCACGCAAACUUUGCCGCCAAGGCUCGCAAAUGUUCUUCCCCUUGUUCAUUUAAACCGAAACAGGGAAACCAACCAGCCAGAGAAUAGACGCGACCGUUUUCUCUGGCUCUCCCAGCUCUGGUCGCACCUUUUAUGUCUGCGACAAUGUGACUCGCAGGCGCUUCCUGGUGGACACCGGAGCCCAGAUCAGCGUGGUUCCCCCCACUCCAGUUGACCGCCGCUGUCCCAGCCCUGGUCUACAUCUCCAAGCUGCAAACUGUUCCCCAAUUUCCACUUUUGGUAGUCGUUCCCUAACGCUGAACAUUGGUUUACGUCGAUCAUUCUCCUGGAUAUUUGUGAUUGCCGAUGUGCCUCAUGCGAUCCUUGGUUCGGACUUCCUAGCCGAGUUUGAUCUCCUUGUUGACUGUCGGCGUUCCUGUCUCCUCGACCGCACAACUGGUCUUUCUGUCCGCGGUCUUACACCCUUUAAUGACCCCUGCAAUUUAUCUGUUCUGGAUACAGGUAUUGCUUGCCCAUACCGAGACCUGCUCCUCCAACACCCCAACAUAAUCAAACCCCAGUUUCGUAGUGGUGAGAUCCAGCAUGACGUUGUCCACCACAUUCGCACCUCUGGCCCCCCAGUAUUCGCACGGCCCAGACGACUGGCUCCGUCCCGUCUGCAAGCGGCGAAGGCCGAAUUUGAGCACAUGCUGCAACUGGGCAUAAUUCGCCCGUCCGAGAGUCCAUGGGCGUCCCCUCUGCAUAUGGUGCCCAAGGCAACAUCAGACGACUGGCGGCCCUGUGGUGGCUAUCGCGCCCUCAACAAUGCGACCAUCCCGGAUCGUUAUCCCGUCCCUCAUCUUCAAGAUUUUGCUGGAGCUCUUUUCGGCAAAUCGGUUUUCUCGAAGAUAGACCUUGUUCGGGCCUUCCAUCAGAUUCCUGUCGCUCCUGAGGAUGUUCCCAAAACUGCCGUCACCACACCAUUCGGCCUGUUCGAAUUUAUUCGCAUGCCAUUUGGUCUUCGCAAUGCUGCCCAAACAUUUCAGAGGUUCAUUGACCGAGUCCUACGUGGUCUCCCGUUUGUGUACGCUUACAUCGAUGACCUCUUGGUGGCCAGUCGAAAUGCCGAGGAACACAAAGAGCAUCUUGCUUUAGUGUUUGACCGCCUCGAUCAGUUUGGCGUGGUCAUUAACCCUUCGAAGUGUGUGCUGGGUGUGCCGUCCCUUGAUUUUCUUGGUCACCAUGUCGAUGCACAAGGUUUGCGUCCCCUCUCUUCCAAGGUUGAGGCCAUUCGUGACUUUCCUCCACCAACCUCCAAGCGUCAGCUGCAACGUUUCCUUGGCAUGGUAAACUUUUAUCGCCGGUUCCUACCGAACUGUGCCGACCUUAUGCUGCCACUCACCAACUUGCUCUCUGGUCCCAAGGGUCCCCUUGAGUUACGUGGUCACGCGCUGACUGCAUUUGAGAGAAUAAAGACCUCCCUUGCUGAUGCUACCUUGCUCACUCAUCCUGCUCCAGAAGCCCCGUUGUCCCUGAUGGUUGAUGCUUCGACCGUUGCCGUAGAAGCAGUCCUCUAA